This is a messenger RNA of Ochotona curzoniae (black-lipped pika), 2828 nucleotides long. RefSeq names its product zinc finger protein 883-like. The record is from RefSeq and is a predicted model, not a curated record. Bases 1 to 1953 code for a protein of 650 amino acids. The transcript has 5 exons. NCBI's taxonomy places the organism in Eukaryota, Metazoa, Chordata, Mammalia, Lagomorpha, Ochotonidae. Gene Ontology annotation, biological process: regulation of DNA-templated transcription. Gene Ontology annotation, molecular function: RNA polymerase II cis-regulatory region sequence-specific DNA binding; DNA-binding transcription factor activity, RNA polymerase II-specific.
AUGCUUGAGACAUAUAACAAUCUGCUGUCUGUGGCAGGGUACCACAUAACAAAACCUGAUGUGAUCUUCAAAUUGGAACAAGAAUCAGUACCAUGGACUGUGGAAAAAUCUAUACACCAGCAGGUUCCAGAUCCUUACAGAAAGAAUGAGCUGCUUGGAACUAAUCCAGAAAAUCAAGAAACCACUUUCAGGGAGCCUGACGAAAUGUCACUUGGGAAAAAGCAAGCCUCUAAUGUUCCUGAGAACCAACUCCAAUGUGGGGAAAAUAUCAGUGAGCAUGACAAGAUAUACACUUGUAAAAAGUCUUUUGAACACAAUAGGAAAGAAAAUACUUUCAGCAGGAAGAUAUUCUUUAAGUGUCAGAAAACUCAUAUCAAAGACCCAUGUAAUUGCCCUGUGAUUGUAGGAGAAACAAUUCAGUUUGACAAGAAAAUGUUCCAUAGCAAUCCUUAUGUUGGCAAGCAUCAACAAACACACUCAGAGAAGAAACUCCAUGAACCUUUCAAGAAUGAGAAUUGUCCUAUUUAUAAAAGAGAUGUUAAAAUAAAUCACAUAAUACAAACAGCAAAAAGUCACUAUAUAUGUGGCUACUGCAAACAGUCUUUUACCUGUAAUUCUAGGUUUACCACCAAACAGAGAAGUGAUAUAGGAGAAAAUUUCCAUGUGUGCAAUGAAUGUAAGAAAAACAUUUACCAGAAGUCAGAAUUCACUAGAAAUAAGAUACUUCCCAAUAAAGAGAAACCAUAUGAAUGUAAUGACCUUGUAAAAUCCUUUAGUGCUCAAUCAAGUCUCCUUACACAUCAGAGAAUUCACACAAGGAGAAAACCUUAUAAGUGUAGUGAGUGUGGAAAAGCCUUUUGCAAGCCAUCACUUCUCCUUACACAUCAAAGAACUCACACAGGGGAGAAACCUUACAAUUGUAAUGAAUGUGGGAAAGCUUAUUGUCAGAAGUCAUCCCUAAUCAUGCAUCAGAGAAUCCACACAGGUGAAAAACCUUAUAAGUGUAGUGAGUGUGGACAAGCUUUUUGUCAGAAGUCACACCUAAUCAUGCAUGAGAGAAUCCACACAGGAGAGAAACCUUAUAAAUGUGAGUGUGGAAAAGCCUUUUGCAAGCCAUCAGUUCUCAUUAAACAUCAGAGAACUCACACAGGGGAAAAACCUUACAAAUGUAGUGAGUGUGAAAAAACUUUUUUUCAGAAGUCAUCCCUAAUCAUACAUCAGAGAAUCCAUACAGGAGAAAAACCUUAUAAGUGUAUUGAGUGUGCAAAAGCUUUUUGUCGAAAGUCACACCUAAUCAUUCAUCAGAGAAUCCACACAGGGGAAAAACCUUAUAAGUGUAAUGAGUGUGGAAAAGCAUUUUGCCAGCAUUCUGGUCUCAUUGUGCAUCAGAGAAUUCACACAGGGGAAAAACCUUAUAAAUGUGGUGAGUGUGCAAAAGCUUUUGGUCAAAAGGCAUCCCUAAUUGCACAUCAGAGAAUCCACACAGGGGAAAAAGCUUAUGAAUGUAUUGAGUGUGGGAAAGCAUUUUGCCAACAGUCAAAUUUCAUUAAGCAUCAGAGAAUUCACACAGGGGAAAAGCCUUAUGAAUGUAUUGAGUGUGGGAAAGCUUUUUAUCACAAGUCACGCCUACGCACACAUCUGAGAAUUCACACAGGGGAAAAACCUUAUAAGUGUAGUGAGUGUGGAAAAGCUUUUUGCCAGCAGUCCGGUCUCAUUGUACAUCAAAGAAUUCACACAGGGGAAAAACCUCAUAAAUGUAGUGAGUGUGCAAAAGCUUUUGGUCAAAAGGCAUCCCUAAUUGCACAUCAGAGAAUCCACACAGGGGAAAAGCCUUAUGAAUGUAUUGAGUGUGGGAAAGCAUUUUGCCAUAAAAAAGACCUAAACAAUCAUCACAGAGUUCACACAAGGGAAAAACUUUUUCAGUAUGAUGAGUAUGGAAAAUCUUUUUGCUAGGAGACAAUUAUUGCAUAAUCUAAGUCACAUGACUGAAGAAGUGUUUAAAAACUCAUAGAAAAAAAACAAUGAUUGCAAUAGAAAGCAAAAACUGACAUGGGUUUGCAGUUGAGUAACAUAUCCAUAGGAAGGAGUAAGAACUAUCCUAUUGACUAUAAAAAUCAUUGUUCUGAAGUCAAUCCUCUGCAGAUCCUACGAAGUUCAGAAAAACAACAAUAUGUAAACAGAAAAAGUAGCUACAAUAAAUCUAUCACAGUCAAAUCUUAUAAAGUCCCAAACAAGCAUUAGUAAGAUUACAGAUAGAACACAUUAUAAAAUUGCAGUAAGAUGUGCAAAAUAAUAAACAUGAGGUGUGUCACAUUUCAGAACAAGGCUAUGUUUUGCUAAAAUAUUUGAGAUGGAAUCUGCUUGAUCUCAUUUUGUUGUAAAUAAGUUCUGCUUUCAUUUUUUAAUUUUGAAAAUAAAUAUUCUGCGUAUAACACUUGUUUUGAAUUUCAUAUAGCAUUUAUGCAGUUAUCUAGUAUAGCUUUUUUUACAGUGUUAAUUUGCCAAUAUUCUAUUACAGAGCAAUAUGGAACUCACAAGUGUCAACUGAUGCAUGUGGCAAUUGUAGUGCUAAUCACCCUAUUUUGCAGGACUGGUGUUUUGUUCAGAACGAGGAGUGAUUCAUUUGUGACAUCUGGCAAAUUGGAUCACUUUUGGCCCUUGUCUAAUCAUUGUAUACUUUUAGAGGUAUAUGCAAGUGUCAUAAGGAUUGUUUGGCAUCUGGUUUGGGGAUGUGGUAAUUGCCACUGGGUUUUAAGUAUCAGCUGCCAUAACUACUGCUCACGUUCUCACUGAUUUCAUGCACAAUGGCUUCCCAAAGCAAGUUUCUU